CUUCGACCACCUCCACACCCCGACAGCGAUAUCUCCUUCAUCCUUUGCGGUAUCCUCUCCAUCUUUUGCAUCUGUGCGACCUCUGAUAACAUCAGUCAACCACAGCGCCAAACAAGCCUCGAAAUCCAACCGUCGUCCUCACCCGAUCGAACCCUCAACACCCACUCCACUCCCACCACCGACGAACAUCAUGGCGUUGCACAAAACGAAGGCCAAGGCCCCGGUCUAUGUGCUCGGUGUGGGCAUGACCAAGUUCGUCAAACCGCGCGGCAAAAUCGACUAUACCGAGCUGGGGUUCGAAGCUGGCAUCAAAGCGCUCCUCGACGCCCAAAUCAACUACGACGACAUCGAAACUGGCGUCGCAUGCUACUGCUACGGGGAUAGCACGUGUGGCCAAAGAGUGUUCUACCAGUUCGGCAUGACGCAAAUUCCCAUCUAUAACGUCAACAACAACUGCUCCACCGGCUCCACAGGGCUGCACCUCGGCCGCACGAUGAUUGCAGGUGGCAUGGCAGACGCUGUACUCGUCGUUGGCUUUGAAAAGAUGUUCCCCGGUUCGCUGCAGAGCUUCUUCAAUGAUCGCGCCAACCCGACCAGCACCUCGGCGGAGAUGAUGAAGACCACGCGCGGCGUUACCAAUGCCCCCGGCGCCCCGCAAAUGUUCGGCAACGCUGGCCGGGAAUACAUGGAACGCUAUGGAGCGAAGAAGGAGGACUUUGCGGAAAUUGCACGCGUCAACCACGAGCACAGCAAGAGGAACCCAUACUCGCAGUUCCAGGAUGAGUACACGCUGGAGCAGGUGCUCAACUCGCCCAUGAUCCACGAGCCUCUGACGAAGCUGCAAUGUUGCCCGACUUCCGACGGUGGUGCGGCGGCCGUGCUCGUGUCGCAGGAAUUCCUGGAUGCCAGGCCGCAUUUGAAGAGCCAGGCAGUGUUGAUUGCUGGCCAGUGUUUGGCGACCGAUGCACCGUCGCUCUUCAGCCGGAGUAGCAUCGAUCUGAUGGGCUUCGAAAUGUCGAAGUAUGCGGCCAAGACGGCGCUGGCGGAGGCGAACGUCAAUGCCAAGGACGUGAAGGUGUGUGAGCUUCACGACUGCUUCAGUGCGAACGAGAUGGUCGUCAUCGACGCGCUUGGAUUGAGUGAGCCUGGAAAGGCGCACGAAAUGGUGCGGAAGGGCGACAUCACGUAUGGAGGCAAGAUGGUCAUCAACCCGUCGGGAGGGUUGAUCAGCAAGGGCCAUCCCCUGGGAGCCACGGGUCUCGCACAGUGCGCUGAGCUGGUGUGGCAUCUUCGUGGCUGGGCAAACAACCGCCUCAUCGACGGCACCGACGUCGCCCUGCAGCACAAUCUCGGCCUCGGCGGUGCCGUCGUCGUGACGGUGUACAAGCGCGCCGACGGCAAGGUGGCCAAGGCUGUGUCGAACGAGGAGAUUGGCAAGCACAACAAGCUGGGCUAUAACCCGGCUGUGGAGGCCAAGGGCUUCACCAAGGCCCAGGUGGACCAGGCUAGGAGUAAGAAGAUGAGGUCGGAAUGGGCCAUCCAAGAUAUCGAACAGAAGGUCGAGGCGAGGUUUUGAAUGUGCGCGAUCUGAUAGUGGCAAAUAGCCUUGUUUGAUUUUCAGCCGUUCGCUGCAAGACAUUGU
This is a messenger RNA of Neohortaea acidophila, 1642 nucleotides long. Its product is annotated as thiolase-like protein. The coding region runs from base 191 to 1576 and encodes 461 amino acids. The record is from RefSeq and is a predicted model, not a curated record. NCBI's taxonomy places the organism in Eukaryota, Fungi, Ascomycota, Dothideomycetes, Mycosphaerellales, Teratosphaeriaceae. Gene Ontology annotation, molecular function: acyltransferase activity, transferring groups other than amino-acyl groups. The transcript is spliced from 5 exons.